AUGAAUCGAGUGACAGUGGUCUUCACAGAUGUGCAGCUGGAAGGCGGUUGCAGCUAUGAUUAUAUAGAGAUUUUUGAUGGCCCCCACCACAGUUCACCUCUCAUUGCCCGGGUUUGUGAUGGGGCUGUGGGCUCUUUCACUUCAAGAUCCAACUUCAUGUCAAUUCGCUUCAUCACUGAUCACAGUAUUACUCGAAGAGGGUUCCAGGCUGAUUACUACUCAGUCUUUGACAAUACCACCACCAAUCUCCUUUGUCUGUCAAAUCACAUGCAAGCCAGUGUGAGCAGGAGCUAUCUCCAGUCCAUGGGCUAUUCUGCAUGGGAUCUUGUCAUUCCUGGUUGGAAUGUGAGUUACCAGUGCCAGCCCCAGAUAACACAGAGGGAGGUCAUAUUCACAAUUCCCUACACAGGCUGUGGCACUACCAAACAGGCUGACAACGAAACCAUCAACUACUCUAACUUCCUCAAAGCGGCUGUUACAAAUGGCAUCAUCAAAAGGAGAAAGGACCUCCACAUCCAUGUCAGCUGCAAGAUGCUUCAGAACACCUGGGUCAACACCAUGUACAUCACCAACAACACAGUCGAGAUCCAGGAAGUCCAGUAUGGCAAUUUUGACGUGAACAUUUCCUUUUAUACAUCCUCCUCUUUCUUGUAUCCAGUGACCAGCAGCCCAUACUACGUGGAUCUGGACCAGAAUUUGUACCUUCAGGCUGAAGUCCUCCAUUCUGAUGCCUCAUUGGCUCUGUUUGUGGACACCUGUGUGGCUUCUCCACAUCCCAAUGACUUCUCGUCUUUGACGUAUGACCUCAUCCGGAGUGGAUGCGUACGAGAUGAGACCUACCGAUCCUACGCCUCGCCCUCCCCACGCAUCUCCCGCUUCAAGUUCAGUUCUUUCCACUUCCUGAACCGCUUCCCCUCAGUAUACCUGCAGUGUAAACUGGUGGUAUGUCGAGCGUACGAUGUCUCCUCACGGUGCUACAGAGGCUGCGUAGUGAGGUCCAAGAGGGAUGUAGGCUCCUACCAAGAAAAGGUGGACGUUGUCCUGGGACCCAUCCAGUUGCAAUCCCCCAGCAAGGAAAAGAGGAGCCUCGACUUGGCAGUGGAGGAUGUGGAGAAGCCAGCCAGCUCCCAGGCAGUCUACCCCACUGCAGCCAUCUUUGGCGGAGUCUUCCUGGCCAUGGUCCUAGCUGUGGCAGCCUUCACACUGGGAAGGAGGACACGCAUUGCCCGUGGCCAACCUCCAAGUACUAAGAUGUGAAGCAAAACAACCCAGACAUUGGCUCCAUGUGCACAGAUUCCCAGAAAAGAUGGAAGACAUAAGGGUCUAACACUUGGCACCCAGAUACAAGGUGACUAGGCUUCUCAGCACAAAUGCAUGGCCAAGCAUGAUGAGAUGGCAAAGAAGAAAGGUGGAGGCCAAGUUUUCCCAGGAUCUACAGGCUAAAGGCCGUGAAGAAUGUCAUAGGAGAAUGGGACCAGUGUCUAUAAUCACAGGCAACUGUGAGCCAAACACUGGUGGCAGCCAUGCUUUCUCUAGCUAGAAUUUCCCUUUACUCCAUGUAUAGAUGACUGUAGUGUUGAUGUCAGCCUUUUCUUACCACAGUGCAAACUAAAUAUAAAGAAUCUUUCUCAUGGCAA
This is a messenger RNA of Grammomys surdaster, 1637 nucleotides long. Its product is annotated as deleted in malignant brain tumors 1 protein-like. The transcript is spliced from 6 exons. The coding region runs from base 1 to 1257 and encodes 418 amino acids. NCBI's taxonomy places the organism in Eukaryota, Metazoa, Chordata, Mammalia, Rodentia, Muridae. The record is from RefSeq and is a predicted model, not a curated record. Gene Ontology annotation, cellular component: cell surface.